This is a messenger RNA of Onychomys torridus (southern grasshopper mouse), 1017 nucleotides long. Its product is annotated as keratin-associated protein 10-4-like. The coding region runs from base 1 to 1017 and encodes 338 amino acids. Gene Ontology annotation, cellular component: keratin filament. NCBI's taxonomy places the organism in Eukaryota, Metazoa, Chordata, Mammalia, Rodentia, Cricetidae. The transcript has 2 exons. The record is from RefSeq and is a predicted model, not a curated record.
AUGGCCGCCUCUACCAUGUCUGUCUGCUCUGACGCCUGCACCAACUCCUCCUGGCAGGUGGACGACUGCCCAGAGAGCUGCUGUGAGCCUACCUGCUGUGCCCCCAGCUGCUGCCAGCCCAGCUGCUGCCAUUGCUGUGCCCCAUCCCCCUGCCUGAGCUUCAUCUGCACCCCAGUGAGCUGUGUGUCCAGCCCCUGCUGCCAAUCUGCCUGCAGCAGCUGCUGCACACCCUCAUGCUGCCAACAGUCUAGCUGCCAGCCAGCUUGCUGCACCUGCUCUCCCUGCCAGCAGUACUGCUGUGUGCCAGUUUGCUGCAAACCUGUCUGCUGUGUGCCAGUUUGCUGCAAGCCUGUUUGCUGUGCACCAGUCUGCUGUGAGACUUCCUCCUCAUGCUGCCAGCAGUCUAGCUGCCAGCCCUCUUGCUGCACCUCCUCUCCCUGCCAGCAGUCUUGCUGUGAACCCACAUGCUGUGAGCCUUUGUGUUGUGAACCUGUCUGCUGCACACCCAUCUGUUCUGGAUCCUUCCCAUGCUGCCAGCAGUCUAGCUGCCAGCCCUCAUGCUGUCAAUCUUCCUGCUGUGUGCCUGUCUGCUGCAAGCCUGUCUGCUGCACACCCAUUUGCUCUGGAUCCCCAUGCUGCCAGCAGUCUAGCUGCCAGCCCUCAUGCUGUCAAUCCUCCUGCUGUGUGCCUGUCUGCUGCAAGCCUGUCUGCUGCAAGCCCUGCUCCAGCGUGUCCCUGCUCUGCCGCCCUGUGUGCAGACCUGCCUGCUGUGUGCCCACCUCCUCCUGCUGUGCCUCCUCCUGCCAGCCCAGCUGCUGCAAGCCCUGCUCCAGUGUGUCCCUGCUCUGCCGCCCUGUGUGCAGACCUGCCUGCUGUGUGCCCACCUCCUCCUGCUGUGCCUCCUCCUGCCAGCCCAGUUGCUCCAAGUCCUGCUCCAGUGUAUCCAUGCUCUGCCAUCCAGCCUGCUCCAGACAAGUCAGCUGUAGCCUCUCUUCUGGCCAGAAGUCCAGCUGCUGA